AUGAGGAGCCGAGCAGACACCAAACAGAUAACGAACAAAAAGAGAAAGAUGUCAUCAAGAACCGAACAGACGCCGAACAUAAAAAAAAAUAAGGACGCCAGGAGUCGAGCAGACACAGAACAAAAAGACGUAAGGAGCCGAGCAGACACCGAACAGAAGGAGAAAGAUGUCAUCAGGAGCCGAGUAGACACAGAACACAAGGAGAAAGAUGUCAUCAGGAGCCGAGCAGACACAGAACAAAAAGACGUAAGGAGCCGAGCAGACACCGAACACAAGGAGAAAGACGUCAUCAGGAGCCGAACAGACACCGAACACCAGGAGAAAGAUGUCAUCAGGAGCCGAGCAGACACCGAACACAAGGAGAAAGAUGUCAUCAGGAGCCGAGCAGACACCGAACACAAGGAGAAAGAUGUCAUCAGGAGCCGAGCAGACACCGAAAACAAGGAGAAAGACGUCAGGAGCCGAGUAGACACCGAACACAAGGAGAAAGACGUCAUCAGGAGCCGAUCAGGCACAGAACAAAAAGACGUAAGGAGCCGAGCAGACAUCGAACACAAGGAGAAAGAUGUCAUCAGGAGCCGAGCAGACACCGAACACAAGGAGAAAGAUGUCAUCAGGAGCCGAGCAGACACCGAAAACAAGGAGAAAGACGUCAGGAGCCGAGUAGACACCGAACACAAGGAGAAAGACGUCAUCAGGAGCCGAGCAGACACCGAACACAAGGAGAAAGAUGUCAUCAGGAGCCGAGCAGACACCGAACACAAGGAGAAAGAUGUCAUCAGGAGCCGAGCAGACACCGAACACAAGGAGAAAGACGCCAGGAGCCGAGUAGACACCGAACACAAGGAGAAAGACGUCAUCAGGAGCCGAGCAGACACCGAACACAAGGAGAAAGAUGUCAUCAGGAGCCGGGGGACACCGAAUACAAAGAGAAAGACACCAGGAGCCGAGUAG
This is a messenger RNA of Pecten maximus, 954 nucleotides long. Its product is annotated as DNA topoisomerase 1-like. The transcript has a single exon. Lineage: Eukaryota; Metazoa; Mollusca; Bivalvia; Pectinida; Pectinidae. The coding region runs from base 1 to 954 and encodes 317 amino acids. The record is from RefSeq and is a predicted model, not a curated record.